Microplitis mediator is the source of this 823-nucleotide messenger RNA. RefSeq names its product troponin C, isoallergen Bla g 6.0201-like. Gene Ontology annotation, molecular function: calcium ion binding; enzyme regulator activity. The record is from RefSeq and is a predicted model, not a curated record. The coding region runs from base 159 to 623 and encodes 154 amino acids. The transcript has 5 exons. NCBI's taxonomy places the organism in Eukaryota, Metazoa, Arthropoda, Insecta, Hymenoptera, Braconidae.
CUAAUCGAUCAAUUUGACGUAUCAAUUCGAUCGUAAAGCCAUUAAGAGUUUGAUCGCUCAUCGAAAAACGUUUAUGUUCAUUUAAUCCACGCCCGAGUCAACUUUAAUUACUGUUAUUUUUAUUAUUACAUUUUUGUAAUUAUAAUUAUUUGCAAAAAAUGGAACCAGGACAAUUGAGCAAAGACCAAAAGAAACAACUUCAAACGGCUUUCGAUGCAUUCGAUAAAGAAAAAAAAGGAAUUAUCGCGACUGCUGAUAUUAGUAUAAUAAUAGGCAUGAUGGGAAUUGAAACGGAAACUCCGGCGGAUUUAGACAACGCGAUUGCGGAAGUUGACACCUUUGGAGCCGGAGAAGUUAGAUUUGAGGAUUUUUGUACGAUAGUAUCGAGAUUUAUGGAAGAGGACGUCGAUGUCGAGGCACUUAAAUCAGAGCUCAAAGAAGCAUUUCGGCUCUACGAUCGUGAAGGAAACGGUUAUAUUACUACUGAGUGUUUCAGAGAAAUUCUCAGUGAAAUUGAUGAGAAUUUAAAUGAUGACGAGUUGGAUAUGAUGAUCGAAGAAAUUGAUGCCGAUGGUUCCGGGACUUUGGAUUUUGAAGAAUUCGUGGAGGCAAUGACGCACUGAUUGUCCCUGGACUGGAGAAAUUGUAACAACUCAUUAAUUAUCAUCGUAUAAUAUAACCUAUACACCACAUAAAUAUAAAUUUAAAUAUCUAUAUAUAUUAUAUCACUUCUGUAUUUGUAAUAAAAAUAAACAAAUAAAAAACUAAAAAUUGAUGAAUGAUAAACCAGCGCAAUAAAUUCAAAGCAUUCGAUUAUAAGUUA